Lasiosphaeria miniovina is the source of this 3861-nucleotide messenger RNA. RefSeq lists its product as uncharacterized. NCBI's taxonomy places the organism in Eukaryota, Fungi, Ascomycota, Sordariomycetes, Sordariales, Lasiosphaeriaceae. Bases 1 to 3861 code for a protein of 1286 amino acids. The transcript has a single exon. The record is from RefSeq and is a predicted model, not a curated record. Gene Ontology annotation, biological process: regulation of DNA-templated transcription; phosphorelay signal transduction system; phosphorylation. Gene Ontology annotation, molecular function: phosphorelay sensor kinase activity.
AUGAGCCCCGCCCAGGAGUCGCAGGAUGGGGGGGUCACCACGCUCCGCCUGCCCAAGGGCCAGAUCAGCGCCGCCAGUCCCGGAAGGUCGGCCGGCACCCCAGGCAGUUGGUCCUCGGCAGAGUUCUCUGCUCUAUCCCGUAGUCCGGACGGCUGGCCUCAGCCAUCCACCGUCCAGCUCCUACAGGGCAUAGGCGCCAUCGAGUUUCUAGAACAAGACGAAAGGCCGACCUUUCUUGUCGACCUUAGCGACCCUAUAAACUUUAACCCCGGCCCACUCCAUAUAGUGUUUGCCAACGCCUCCCUGAGAGCAACGCAGGGCAUCUUGGAGCUGCUGCAGGUGGACAUGGCAGAGUCGGGAGCUGAUGAUGACUAUGUCCGCUUUAAGGCGUGGGUGGUCAGCCUCGUGAGAGAGAAGGCGCCCGCAGAUGCAGGCCUGCCGUCUAUAUCGUAUGGGGGAAUCACUUGGUCGUGUUCGACACUCAGGAAGCGCUUCCGAUUUGUGUGUGGGAAUACCGGCUCCGUGUCGAGCACUCCGACAUCGCCAAGCCUGGCGGCGGCAUCGUCUUUGGUGACUGGCCAAAGAGCAAGGAGCCCGACGGUAGGCCGGGGACCUACCGCGCCGAGAGAACAGAGCGACUACUUUGGGGCGGUCGAGACGACCCAUGAACGGGCCCAUUCGGAGCCCAGAAGCAGGCCUGAAGCCGUGGCAGGCAGGCUUGCUUCUCCCAGCAGCGCUUUGGCUCCGCUCGUUCUUCCAGCGCAGCUACACACGACGUUUGAUUGGACUCGGAUACCAUUCGAUGACCCCAACCUAGGCGCCCACCACCAGUUUGCACGAUCCGUAGACUGGGCGUCAACCUCGCUGGGCCCUGUCGAGAACUGGUCUACAGAUCUCCGCAUCAUGUCCAAUAUGAUCAUGGGCAGCCCUCAUCCCGCAGCCAUGUACUGGGGUCCAGAAUAUGUCGCCAUAUACAACGAGGCCUACAUAGGAGUGGCCGGAAUGAAGCAUCCGCAGCUGAUGGGUUCGAGAUAUUGCGACGCCUGGUCCGAGAUUUGGGACGGGAUUCAGCCCGUGCUUGACGCGGCAUAUACCAACGGAGAUGCGACGAUGAAGCACGACGACACCCUCUUUCUCACUCGUCACGGCUUCUUAGAAGAGACCUUCUUCAACUGGGCCAUCAUCCCCUUGGUCGGCGGCGACGGAACAGUGGUCGGCCUCUACAACCCCGCCUUUGAGAACACGCGGCGCAAGGUCAACGAGCGCAGGAUGCUCACCCUCCGCGAGGUUGGCGUCAAGACUUCGCAGGCGCGCGAUGUCAAGGGCUUCUGGAGUCAAGUCCAGAAAGGACUCGAAUACAACCCGCUCGACGUUCCUUUUGCCCUAAUCUACUCUGUCGUAGAGGACAGCGAGAGCGAGGUCUCCUCCAUGAAUUCGGCGAGUUAUUCGAGCCCACCAAUGGUGGUCUUGGAAGGGUCCCUGGGAGUUCCGGAUGGCCAUCCCAUUGCGGCCGCUCUGAUCGACUUGAAGUCCAACGACGAGGCGUUUGCGCCGUACAUGAGAGACUCGAUGACUGACCCAACCGGGGCCAAUCCCAUCAUACUCAGCCGCGAGAACGGCACCCUACCGGAUCACCUGGUACAGGGCUUGGCGUGGAGGGGGUUUGGCGAUCCGUGUCGGACUGUUGUCGUGUUUCCAGUGCACCCCACGACGGCGGGCGAGACGAUAGUUGGCUUCAUUGUGCUGGGCGUGAACCCUCGGCGGCCCUAUGACGAGAACUAUCGGCUGUUUGUCACGCUCCUCGACCGACAACUUGCGACGUCAAUGGCGUCGGUCGUGCUGUUCGAGGAAGAAAUUAAGCGGGGGCAGCGAGCUGCGCGCCUCGCCGCCAUAGACCGGCAGGAGCUGUCAAUGCAAUUAUACAUUCGGACCCAGGAGGCAGUUGAGAGCGAGUAUCGCUUCACGAGGAUGGCCGAGUUUGGGCCGGUGGGGCUAUUCAUCGCCGACAGCAACGGGCACAUUAAUUACUGCAACGAGAUGUGGUGGAAAAUAUCCGGCCACGCAAGGAGCACGAGCACGCUCGAUUCCUGGAUGGAGAGCAUUCGGGACGAGGAUCGGCCCGAGGUCGAGCGCGUCUGGCGGCAGCUUGUCGAUGGCAAGACGGCCGUAACCCACGAGUUUCGGUUCAAGCACACGCGGGGGCUCGUUGACGGCCGGUCGGUCGAGACUUGGGCCCUCAUGAGCGCUUAUCCGGAAAAGGACGACCGUGGCGGGCUGAAGAGCAUAUUUGGCUGCAUCACUGACAUCUCGCAGCAGAAGUGGGCUGAGGAUCUCCAGAAGCAGAGGUGGGACGAGGCUGUCGAAGUGAAGCGGCAGCAGGAGAACUUUAUCGACAUCACAAGUCACGAAAUGCGGAACCCGCUGAGUGCUAUCCUCCAGUGCGCCGACGAGAUCUCGUCGGGCCUGAAUCGUUACAAGCUGUUAGAUACGCCUUCGCAAGCCAGCGCCUUGGGAGUGCUGGUCGACAGCUGCAUAGAGGCGGCUAACACCAUCUCUCUCUGUGCGAGCCACCAAAAGCGGAUUGUCGAUGACAUCCUAACCCUGUCGAAGCUCGACUCAAAACUGCUGCUCGUGACGCCCGUCGAUGAGCAGCCCGUCACCGUCGUGCAGAAUGUGCUGAAGAUGUUUGAGCCUGAGCUGAAUUCAAACGAAAUCUCUGGCGGCUUUCAAGUCGAGCAGUCGUACCGGGACUUGGCCGUCGAUUGGGUCAAGAUAGACCCCUCGCGCCUUCGCCAAGUCCUCAUAAAUCUAAUAACGAACGCCAUCAAGUUCACACAGGGCCGGCCGACGCGGUCGAUUGUGAUUAGUCUCGGGGCAUCCAAAGAUGCAGUCCGAAAUGAUAUCUCGUACAUCCCCCCUCGUCAUCCGGACCAGGCCGACAUUACCGACGAGGCGGACUGGGCCGAAGGCGAAAAAAUCAACCUGCAUCUGGCUGUCACCGACACCGGCCCGGGGCUGGACGAUGACGAGAAAAAGAUUCUCUUUCAGCGCUUUUCCCAGGCCAGCCCCAGGACCCACGUCCAAUACGGCGGCUCCGGGCUGGGGCUGUUCAUUUGCCGGAUCCUUACCGAGCUACAGGGCGGGCAGAUUGGCGUGCUGUCCCGGAAAGGCGAGGGCAGCACGUUCGGCUUUUACAUUAAGAGCAGGAAAGCAGAAGAUCCCUACCUGAGCCUGGUUUCAGAAACCCGGAGCCCGGUCGUGCAUGUGUCCAGCGGGCCAGUGCAGCAGACCCAACAUGCAGCAAAGCCCGAAGUUCCUGCCGCCCCUAUUGGAGGACCGCUGCUAGAACGAGUGGCUUCUGUUCCUUUCCGAGACCUCAAUUCUGCCAGGAACCUGGAUAUCCUGAUUGUCGAGGAUAACCUAGUAAACCAGAGAGUGCUGAACCGGCAACUGCAGCUUUCAGGAAACAACACGUGGGUUGCCAACCAUGGCGGCGAGGCAUUACAAGUAAUCCGAAGUUCCCGCUUCUGGGAUGGGAAGGCUGUUGCCCGCAGCGCGGUCCCGGAGCUGUACUCCGCUAGCACCACCGCUCCGCUGCCUGGCGGCAAGGAAAAUAAUCUAAACAUAUCGGUAAUCUUGAUGGACCUAGAAAUGCCUGUCAUGGACGGAAUGAGCUGCACGCGCGAGAUCCGGCGGCUAGAGGGCGAGGGCAUAAUCACACAUCACAUACCCAUCAUAGCCGUCACCGCCUAUGCGCGGCCUGAGCAGGUCGAGGACGCAAAGGCCGCUGGUGUCGUAAGUUUGCUCCACCUAUUAACAGGCGCUCCUCAAAUAAGCUGUAGACUUUUGUUUGCUAACUGA